AUACAUAGAGGGGUCACUUACACACAAACACUUCCUCGUUAAUCAAUCAUCCAUGUCCAGAGUGGUCAGAAUUCCAAACAUCGUCACGAUUGUCCAACCUUGGCUACGCCGGACAUAGACCUCCAACAGAUACAUGUGCGAUUUUUUCCCAGAGAAAAACAAAACAAUGAUUCUCUCUUGGAAAAUAAUUUUGACUUGAAAUUGUCACGUGACGCUGACAAUGACAGGUCUCUCUGUACUGGUGUUGUUCUGUCUAAUGGUGUCUUGUAUCCAGGAAACAAGCGGCCAGGCGGCUUUGUACUCUCCGCCGGGCAGAUCCGCCAUGUGGGCAUAUCUCGGAAACGCAGCAUACGCCUCGAAACUCACCCCGAACUUCGACUACACCACGAACCUCAACUGUGGUGGUAACAUUGUGACACCCACUACUUAUGAGACGUCCUGCGGUCCCUGUGGUGACGCAAUUGACCCGGGUAACCCCACGGCGGUCAGGUCAAACGAGGCGCCCGGGGGUGAAUUCGCUAUCGGCGAAGUGGUCUGGUACUACCAUGAGGGCGCCACCAUCAACGUCACGCUUGACGUUCGGGCACCCCUAGCCGGCGGAUUUUAUCAGUUUGCUUUAUGUAAAACCGAUGAUUCCACGAUCGUCACGCAUGAUUGUUUUUCACAUAAACUGACCUGGGCUAACACGGGCCAGAUGACCAUUCCGGCCCCGACUUACAGCGGUUACGCCACCUACACUCUUCAACUUCCGGUUGGACUCACGUGCGAUAACUGUGUACUACAGUGGAAAUGGAUAGAUGGAGCAUAUUCCUGCCAAAUGCUGGAUAUGUUAGUGUGUGGGCCCACGGUGACAAACUGUGCCGACAUUGCGAUCGUUCCUCAGGGGACCGACUUCCCCCACCAUUUUGACUGGCCGCGUUAUGAUGAAUAUGCGAGUAUAUUCUCCGCCGAUGGUAAUCCUGGUACCUUACCCCACCAUACCACGCCUGUCACGGGUCUAACCACGGCGUCCCUCCAAGAUACAACCACUACAGCAACCAUAGCGCCCACCAUUGUAACGACUACAGCAAACACCAUCGCUACGCCAACCACCACUCAAAGUACACCUACCAUGACAACGCCUACCUCAACACAAACCAUGCCCACCACCACACAAACCACGCCUACAGCUACACAAACCACGCCCAGACAACAGGAGAGCACUACCCCACGCACACCGAUCAUUAUAAUUUUCACAACGCCUCGCCCUGACUCGGGGAGCACGACUAGAGAGCCGGAACCGACAAACGCCCCAGCGACGUCGACUGUUAGCACUACGACCCCUAGUCAGACGACACCACAAGCGGCUCGGCUUGUACAGCCAGUGGCUGCCGCCGCAGUAGUUCCGGGUGUCCUUGGUGUUACUAGUGUGCUGUCCGGACAGACAGGUCUCGGAAUCGUAUUUCUUUUGCUUGCACUGUUUGCAUCUCAAAUUAAAACUCAUCUUCAGCCAUUUGGCGGUGCGCCAAGUUCUGGUUAUUCCCUACCAAGAGCUUACCCAGUAUUUUCUCCCGGAUAUACCGGCCCAUUGCCAAGUCUCCAGUGGUACGGACGGCCAUAUACGGGACUAAAUAACCAAUACACAAGAUUCGGUACAGUGCAACCACAGCUUGCUUCAUAUCCGUACGGACGAAGCAACUUUAACAGCCGAUAUGUUCCGAAUGGAUCCCCGGGUAGAUACAUCGGUAAUACUAACAAUGGAAUCAACAAUGUGGGAAACAGCCGAUAUCAUCCGAAUGGAUACCCAGGUAGAUAUAUCGGUAAUGAUAACACGGGAUUCAACACUGGAGGAAACGGUCGAUACCCUCCGAAUGGACAUCCUGGUAGAUAUAACGGUAAUGGUAACAACCGAUAUUCUCCGAAUGGAUACCCAAAUAGAAAAAGUGGUUACGGUAACAAAGGAGUCGUUAAGGGAUAUAAUAACAAUGGAUAUAGAAACAACAUGAAUAACAACAAACAAUGGAAUUCAAAUCAACAAAACAGUAACAAUGGAUACGUAAAUAAUCAGGGGCAGAUAACUCAAGGGUAUACAAAAUCUGGUUACGGAAACAGUGCUCAGAACAAUUGGAAUCGUAAUCCGAAUGGUCAAAGCUUGUCAAAUGGGAUGAUUGCUGAAUAUGACAACGACCCCGCCCCCUCAGUAGUGAAAACGCCCGACUCAGGGGCGUGUCUCUGUCGGGGGAGACUCGAGGUUUUUACUGUGUACUGUAUGAACUAUGGUGACAACCGGGAGGGGUGUGAAAAGGAGGGGGAUGUAUGUUACUGCAAGGUGUGAAGCUACUUCAGGCAGAAACAAAAAUGUUCAAUAAGUUGAUAUUCAUGUUCCGGACAGUUAGGAGUUCCGGGAGACUUUUGAAUAAGAAAAGCAAAAACGCCAACAUCAUGAUGACGUCAUUAUUAACUGUCAAAGCGAUUGUAAAAAAAAAUAAAACAAAAAAAACAGCAAACGUUCUCCUGACAUUUACAAGUUGGCGUUGCUGCGAGAGACUUUUAAAUAAGCAAAAUUCAACGCCAACGUCACGAUGACGUCAUCAAUUGAAUGUGUCAAAAAUGGCAUAAUUUUGUAAAUACAUUUUGUUAAGUACCAUCCCGAAAUUUUAAUUGCUAUGUGUAUAAAGUAGCAAUACAAAAUGCUACAAAGAUUUGUUUACAAAACAAUUUGGUCAUUUUACAAUUAUCGAUUGUUUCGUUCCACGUGAUUUUUAUGACAUAGCUACAUAUCAUUUUCUUACGAUUUCUUUUGUAUCCCUAACACACUUGGUUACACAACAGUGCUAAAAUGAUUCACAUCCCAUCCAUGUUUUAUUGAUAAAGGUGAUAUUUAUUUAAUUUAGUGUCAAAAUAUAUCUACAAAUACAUAAAAGUACAAUAUUCAAACACAAUACAUUUAAAUGUCCAGUUUUACAAGACUUACGAGACACUAUGAUACUUUUUCAGUAUUGGAACAGGCAUGUGUAAAUAAAUUUUGCUAAAAUUUUGUUAAUGGACUUCUUGCCGUUUUGAUCCCUUUAAUAACCCCAGAGAUAUGUAUAUCUGAUAUACACGUCUCUGGUGACACCUUACGAAUGUAUAUUUUAUAUUAUUAUGCGAUUUUUUUAACCUACCCCGCAGACCGAGUUAAAAGUCUUACCCCGAGUUCAAAAAAUAUAUACAGUUAUUCACAUUGUAUUUCAAAUUAUCCGAUAUUCAUACCCGUAGCAUCAUUUAAAAGCUGUAUACAUAGUCACUUGAAAUCAAUGUUUUGCCAUGAAUCCCACAACACUGUUGACAUUAUCUCCCUUUGUAUGUACACACGUAUAAUAAUAGGUUCGGUACGCAAAUAAUUCAAUAAUACGAGAAUACGAGACUUUUUGUGCCAAUUCCCCCACGGGAUCGAUUUGGGCUGUGCGAAGAUGGAUCACGUGGGUACAGACGAUGCCUUACCGAUAGUACUGUUAUAACCUUUCUAUUACAAUAGAAA
Messenger RNA from Pecten maximus, 3499 nucleotides. RefSeq lists its product as uncharacterized. Lineage: Eukaryota; Metazoa; Mollusca; Bivalvia; Pectinida; Pectinidae. The record is from RefSeq and is a predicted model, not a curated record. The transcript is spliced from 3 exons. Bases 221 to 2314 code for a protein of 697 amino acids.